AUGUCCAGCUUAUAUAAAUUGUCCAUACUGGGCGUACGCUCCUUUUCACCCAAGGAUAACGAAAUCAUCCAGUUUGGCGCACCUCUCACGCUUAUUUGUGGCCAAAACGGAUGUGGAAAAACCACCGUGAUCGAAUGUCUAAAAUACGCUACAACUGGUGAUUUGCCGCCUAAUUCUAAGGGUGGAGCGUUUGUGAACGACCCUGCUGUGGCUGAUAGGCUGAUGGUUAAUGCCGAAAUCAAAUUGGGCUUUAUCUCCGUCGACAACAAGCUGAUGACGGUUACGAGGAAUAUGCAAUUGACCAGGAAACGUACUGGGCGGCUGACGACGGCGACCAACACGUUCAAGACGCUUGAGGGGCAGCUUGCGGUGCAUUCUCAGGGCCGGAAAACGUCAAUUUCUACGAAAAACGCCGAAUUGGAUACAAGAGUUCCACAGUACCUUGGAGCGUCUAAAGCUGUGCUUGAGUAUGUGAUCUUUUGCCACCAGGAGGAUAGUUUGUGGCCGUUGAGCGAGGCGAGUGUGUUGAAAAAGCGGUUUGACGAGAUCUUUGAGGCGUCGAAGUUUACCAAGGUUUUGGAUAACUUGAAGGUGAUCAAUAAGGAGAUGACUACAGAUAUUAAGUUGUUGGAACAGAGCGUGCUGCAUGCCAAUUUGGAUAAGAAACGGGCCAGCAAGAUCAAGGAGAAGGUUCUGGAAAGUCGGGCCAAGGUGGAACAGUAUAAUGCUGAAAUAGCUGAUCUUAAUAUGGAGAUCGAGGGUUUGGAGAAACAGGCAGAUGACCUUUUUCACUCCAACCAGCUGUUCCAGAAAACUUUGUCUGAGCACGAACGUCUAAAAAUGGUUUAUGAAACGACAGAGACGAAUUUCAAGCGUUUGGGGCUGUCCAUUGACGUUUUGAGGGAAACAGACGACGAGCUCAGGCACCAGUUGGCCAAUUUCGCCCAGAUCCAGCUGCAGAAAAUGGAAGCUGUUGAGGAGAAAGAGCUUCUUUUGGUUGACCUCGAUGGCCAGCAGCUGGCGCACCAGGAAUCGCUUUCCAAAUUGACCCGUGACGAAGGUAUCUUGUUUAGUAAGAGAGAGGCAUACGAAGAGAGAAAAUUGAAGCUUUCUGAGCUUCUGGAGGCUCUUCAACAAAAAUACAGCAUAUCCAGGGAGUCCUUGCAUGAAGAUUUGAAGGCUCUUUUGAGCCAGACCGAAGCUCAGUAUGAAGAAUUGGUUGAAAACAACAGAAAGAAGCUUGACGAGUCUGCUGCACAGGUUAAGGACGCCGAAAAGCUUCUCUCACGGGAAGAACAGCAUAAGAAUUAUGGUUUGGACGAAAUCAAGUCCACAAAGGCAAAGCUUAAAGAGUACCAUGCCAAGAUCAGCUCCUCUUCAGCCAACGAAGAUAACCUUACUAUGGAGAAUGCUGAGCUCGAGUCGCUUCAGAAAAAGCUUUCUCGUAAAAAGGACAACGAUAAUACCAAAGAGCUCUCCCAGAGCAUCCAACAAGAUACAGAUAAGCUCCAUAAUCUUGAAAAUGACCUUGACGACCUUAUGAGAAAGAUUACGACUGCUAAUAAACAGGCUGAUUUAUUCAGCAAGCUUGAUUUGCUUAAGGAUUCGCUGGCUGUUAAGGAAGAGGUCCUUUCCAAGAGCAUUCAGCAGAACCAAGACAGUUUCGAGAAAAUUACUGGUAAGAAGUUGGCUGAUGAAGGUGAAGCUGCACUUAAUGAAGUUCUGGAAACGACGCAGAAGAAAGAGCAUGAACAACUCCUUUCCAGCAAGUCUUUGGCUUCUAAGCUCGACAAGUUACGUGCUAACGAGGAAUCAGACAACAGUGCACUUAAAAAGCUUGAAAAGGCGCUUUCUACGCAUACCUCCAAUAUCCUCAAAGUUAUCGAAAAGGACGAAAUUUCCCAGUACGAAGAGUUGGUCAAAGAAGCAGAAGAAGACUAUAACACAGCCACGUACAACUUGAACACUUUCGAUGUCACCAAGAGUUUCAAGGUGAAGGCCAUUGAGAUCGCCAAACAGUCGAAAUGUUGUACUCUCUGCAACAGAGGUUUCUCUAAUACUGAGCUUGAUACUUUCAUCAAAGAAGUUCAACAGAAUGUCAAUAACGUAACUGCCAAGAAGCUUCAGGAAGAUGUGGAUGCUACGAAGAAGGAUCUCGACCUGAUGAAGGCUAUUAACUAUGAUGUCUUGCAGUACCGUUCGUUAACUACAGAAGUUGCUAAUUACAAGAAGCAGAUGGAAUCCAGAGGAACAGAGAUGAAAGAACUUCAGCUGCAGCAUGACGAAGUUGAGAAGUCUUUAGAAGAGACCAAGAGUGUUUUGAGUGACCUUAACAGACUUAGACAACCUAUCAUCAACAUUACCAGGUUGCGGGACGAGAUCUCACAUUUCCAGAAACAGAUCGAUGAUGUAAAGAGCGAGCUUGACACUGAUGGUGCUUCUACAAUGACCAUGGCUGAAUUACAGAAGUUGCAACAGGAAAGGAGCUUUGAAGUUAAAAGGUUACGCCAGAGCAUUUCCAAUAAUACUGAUGAGAGAGAUCUCCAGUUGAAAGAGCUCAGUCGUCUUGAAGGCCAGAUUAAAGAUAAAGAGCUUCUGAUCAGUAACUUGAAGAACUCCAUGAAUGAGUUGGUUGCGUUGAAGAGUACCAUUGCUGAAGCAGAAGAGCGUGUUGCCAGUCUUGAGGUGAAGCAGAAAGGUAUCGAUAAGAAUUUGCAGGAGUUGGAGGAGAAAUUGGCAAAUGUAACUGCUUCUGCUACAGAAACCAAGAACCAGUGCAGUGAAGAAGAGUCAGAAAUGCAUGAGAAACACCAGGAAUGCCGCCAGAACGAAGCCAGUUUCCGUGAUCUUCAGCAGCAUAUCAAGACUUUCGAGGAGCAGGAUCUCCAGAAAGUUGAAGAAAACACCCAGAAGAUUGGAGAAGUAAGGGAGAAGAUUCUGGUGAUCACCAAGGAAAGAAAGGCAUUGGACCAAGAAAUGUCGGCCUUGAAAACAGCUUUGAACGAUGCAGCCAAGACAAAGCGAAACAUCGAAGACAACAUCGAGUACAGAAACACCGAGCAGGAGCUCGAUUCCAUCAGGCAGCAAAUCGAACAGCUUGAUGUUUCCAACGCUGAAGUCGAGAAAGAAACGUACCAGGCAGCAUCCAAAAAGCUCAGAGACCAGAUCAACGAGCUCAACGGCCAGCAUUUCGGUAAAGCAGGUGAAGUCAAGCAAAUCAACGACCAGAUCCAGCAGCUUCAACAAGAACUCAAUUCUGAAUUCAAAGACGUCGAGAAAAUGUACCACAAAGAAUGGAUCAAGCUCCAGACCAACAUGCUCGUUUCCAAGGACUUACAGACGUAUUCUCUGGCUCUUGACAACGCUAUCAUGAAGUACCACAGCAUGAAAAUGGACCAGAUCAACAAGAUCUUAAGAGAACUCUGGAACCAGACCUACAAAGGUACAGAUAUCGACAGAAUUGAAAUCAAGUGUGAUGUGAAUACCCUGGGAAGAGGCCGUUCGUACAACUACCGUGUGGUGAUGUACAAAAAGAGCUCUGAGUUGGAUAUGAGAGGCCGUUGUUCUGCUGGCCAGAAGGUUCUUACCAGUAUUUUAAUCCGUCUAGCUCUUGCAGAGUGUUUUGGAACAAACUGUGGUAUGAUUGCCCUAGACGAGCCUACAACAAAUUUGGAUACAGAAAACGCUGAAUCGCUAGCCACCGCCUUGAACACCAUCAUUGACGUCAGAAAGAACCAGAAGAAUUUCCAACUUAUUGUGAUUACCCACGACGAAAAGUUCCUCAGCCACAUCAACGCGUGA
Candidozyma haemuli is the source of this 3801-nucleotide messenger RNA. It is a transcript of the gene RAD50, whose product is annotated as MRX complex DNA-binding subunit. Gene Ontology annotation, cellular component: Mre11 complex; condensed nuclear chromosome; nucleus. Gene Ontology annotation, biological process: telomere maintenance via telomerase; chromosome organization involved in meiotic cell cycle; double-strand break repair. Bases 1 to 3801 code for a protein of 1266 amino acids. Lineage: Eukaryota; Fungi; Ascomycota; Pichiomycetes; Serinales; Metschnikowiaceae. Gene Ontology annotation, molecular function: G-quadruplex DNA binding; single-stranded telomeric DNA binding; ATP hydrolysis activity. The record is from RefSeq and is a predicted model, not a curated record. The transcript is spliced from 2 exons.